UGCAUACUGCACGCACCCAUACUGUAAAGGAGAGGGGCCUAUAUGUAGUAUUGCUGUCUGUUGCGUUUCCCGGUCGUAGCAGCGGAACGAGAACGGUGCUAAAAUGUCCAUAGUGGAAAACCAGAGUAUUAAGAGCUCAUUUACUCCGUUUCUGGAAUAGUCUGCUCAACUAUUUGCAUCCGUGUUUACGGAUGGUUGGUUAACGUUUCCCGUCUGAUAAAUUCUAAACUGCGUUGUUCGUUAAAUUCCUGACCAGGAGAUACGUACGACUACCACCGGUAGCCAGGGAAACUGGUUGGAUUUGACACUUGUAUCGGCCCGGGACUGCCAUGGAAAAGACACCUCCUUUAUUCGUCUGCGGCAAGGUGCAGGCAGACUGAUCCACUGGAAAGCACCUUUUCAGGAGGUAGACAAGGACAGAGCGGUGGUGCACGUCUCAGAGGCUUUGAGACCCAGGGCUUGCCAAGCUAGUGGGUUGCUGCCUAAAACCAACACGGAAAGAGCCUGAAACAGUUUGCCUGGGUGGCAGCAUCACAUCUUCAGACCCAGGAAAAUGGCACGCCUGGGAGGCAGUCAAAACCAGAAAGCUGCAUGCUUGGGGGACAGUCACUUACAUUAAACAGCACAGCGGCAGGCCUGAAUGGUUUGGGGAACUUAAGAGGAGCGCGCUGCAUUAGGGGCUGAGAUGGACUAAUAAGGGAGCCUGGGUUGCAUCAUCGGCCAAUAAUAGCUCACCUCGAGGAAAGGGCUGUAAGAAGAACAGUAAGACCCAGCAGAGCGCGGUGAUCAGAACAAUCCACAGCACAUCACGUGUUAGACUCUAGAACUGGGGGUGGGCUUGCCCCACCGAUGUUCCACACAACCAUCUCCGGGGAACGUGUCACUGCUGCCAUCCAUCGAUGGCCGUCGUUUGACGGGGAAAAUUGUGAAUGCUGAGCAGGCUAGUGAGGUUGGGGCCCGCCCUCAGUCUCCGCUCUUUGGCUACUGGAUGGAAUUGAGGUGAAUGGAGCCCAUUUCCAACGUCGAGGACCCCAACUCAUCAGAGGGAGAUGUGAAACGCUGGCCCAAUGGACCAAAAAGGAAGAGAAAGAACAGCACAUGUUCAUUGAAGAGCAUGUCUGCACUGAGCCUCUCUGUCCCAGGAUACAUCCCCAGCUACUUGGAGAAGGAUGAGCCAUGUGUGGUAUGUGGAGACAAGGCCACCGGCUACCAUUACCGCUGCAUCACAUGCGAGGGCUGCAAGGGUUUCUUCAGGCGAACUAUCCAGAAGAAACUUCACCCGGCUUACUCCUGUAAGUACGAUGGCUGCUGCAUCAUCGACAAGAUCACAAGGAACCAGUGCCAACUGUGUCGCUUCAGGAAGUGCAUCGCAGUUGGCAUGGCUAUGGACCUGGUGCUGGACGACUCUAAGCGGGUAGCCAAGCGUCGUCUGAUUGAGGAGAACCGGGAGAAGAGGAAGAAGGACGAGAUCGUGAAGACUCUACAGACACGUCCGGAGCCCGACAGCUCGGAGUGGGAGCUGAUCCGCCAUGUGACAGAGGCCCACCACCACACCAACGCGCAGGGCUCCCACUGGAAACAGAAACGCAAGUUCCUGCCUGAGGACAUAGGUCAGUCCCCUGGGGCUCCCACCCCAGACGGAGACAAGGUAGACCUGGAGGCCUUCAGCGAGUUCACCAAGAUCAUCACCCCCGCCAUCACACGCGUCGUCGACUUUGCCAAAAAACUAACCAUGUUCUCAGAGCUGCCUUGUGAGGACCAGAUCAUCCUAUUGAAAGGUUGCUGUAUGGAGAUCAUGUCGCUUCGUGCUGCCGUGCGCUACGACCCAGAGAGCGAGACACUUACCCUGAGCGGCGAGAUGGCGGUGAAGAGGGAGCAGCUGAAGAAUGGCGGGCUGGGCGUGGUGUCGGACGCCAUCUUUGAUUUGGGCAAGAGUCUGGCGCAGUUUAACCUGGACGACUCGGAGGUGGCCCUGCUGCAGGCUGUGCUCCUCAUGAGCUCAGAUCGCUCUGGCCUGACAUCGGUAGAUAAGAUCGAGAAGUGCCAGGAGACGUACCUGCUUGCCUUCGAACACUACAUCAACCACCGCAAGCACAACAUUCCCCACUUCUGGCCCAAGCUGCUGAUGAAGGUGACGGACCUGAGGAUGAUCGGGGCGUGCCACGCCAGCCGCUUCCUCCACAUGAAGGUGGAGUGUCCCAACGAACUCUUCCCUCCGCUCUUCCUGGAGGUCUUCGAGGACCAGGAAGUAUGAACUGACCCCUGACUUUUGCCCUGGAAGAGAUAGAAGAGAGAGGGGGGAAUUAUGAGGGGGAAAGAAAAGGAGUAACAAUUGGCCUCUUUCCUCAUUUUGUGAAACACAAUAUCACCACCAGCAACACGGAUAGUCACCAAGAAAAAAGUCACAGAGAAAAACAAAAAGGCUUUCUUUUGUAUAGCCGUUUUGAUGAUUUGCACUUGGGGCUCUUGUGGCUGCUGGGCCCCACUUUGAGUUGGGGGGUGGGCCCCCCUCUAAAGUGGGGUUCUCUGGCUGUAGGGCCUCUCUCUGAGUUGGGGUUCUCUGGCUGCGGGCCCCCCCCCCCUCCCCUCUCUGAGUUGAUGGUCUAUGGCUGCGCUGUGCGUCUCUAUCUAACAGAGAAGCUAACAGCCCUGAGCGGUGUUCUGCUCCUGUGUUGUUAUACACCUGGUGCACAUGUAUGCAAACCCAAACCCACGAGGUCUGGUUGGAGUACUGGUACUGAUGGAGCUCUGUGUUAGUGGAAAGGCAAUCACUCUGAGAGGCAGAUGGUUGACACAAACAUACACACUUACAUUCACAAUCACACAAUUUUACAAAACCUCACAUAUACAGCCACUGAUGUACAUCUACAUUCACCUAACACACACACACACUACUAUAGACAAACAUAUUCAUACAGUACAUGGACUGAUAUAGCUUUUCAGAGCUGCCCAUCACGCGAGGAGGGCAGAUAGCUACUUUAUUUUGUCCCACAAUCGAGCUUCCAUCAGGGGGUUCCACCCUCCAACCAGCUCCCCUCUUCACCAGCCUCCUCACCAGCCUCCACUGGGACAGUUACCAAGUGUACCCCCACACUUUUCUCUUUUGGACUCUUCCCUUCCACCCCUGAUGUGCAGAGUUACACAUAUACCUCCCUUUAUGACAAUGCAAACACACAUACCUAUUUAUGAAUACAAACAAUAUCCAAUUUGUUGUGCAAUGGUGCAAGAGUACCUGCAUUUAUAUACGCAACCCUUUACCCUCACACAUACAAGUCCUGUAUACCUAACUUACAGCAUGUAUACAGUACACCGGUCUAACUGCAUGCACAUGUAUCUCUGUACCUGCAUAAUACCCACUGGUUUACCUCCAUAUACUUCUCAUCAGAUUGCAUACCUCUCUUAACCCGUAUGCAUAUAUAUAUUUUGCUGAAUAUACAUAUACAGUUAACAUAACUGUCUACCUGUGUAUAUGUGUACCUCUCCUAUACAUACCUCUCUGUGUGUACACACACAAAACAAUACUGUUCUUUUACCUCAUACAGUGCCUUGCGAAAGUAUUCGCCCCGGUUGUUGGUUGAUCCUCACCUAGGCUGUGUCAUUCCACCCAUCCCAAACCUCCACUACAUCUCCCGUUUGGGCUGCACUGCACUUCCUAGUUGCAGACUGUGUGUGUCUCCUCCAUGUUGCCCUGCCCAUCACACAGGACUCCCGCCCCCUCUGAUGUGGGAUUGGUUGAGGGAACGGGGGGGGGGGGGUGUCACUGACAGAGUCUACCUCACCUCCCAUGUCGGAGCAGCUGCCCCUCUCAGUGCAAAUAAAUACACUUCCACAGCUGCCAAUAUGGACCUGUUUGUUCCUCUACUACACCGUUCAGUAUGGUUCUAUGACCCCUGAAAUGUGAGAGGCCGCUGACCUUUUACACUUUUAUUUUUGAAGUAUUUUUAUCACACAGGACCAAGUCUCAUACUGGAUUCCCCUAUGUAUGUUCAAGACAGGAGAAACAACAAACCCACUGGUGGUAUAAAUAUUAUCUGUCUGAUGACAAACUCAAAGGAAACUUUAUUUCGGAGGAAAAGACAGACAAGUACACCUUGGAAGCCAAAUGAGCUCAAUGGACGGGCCAGGCAAAAGCCCGUGGUAAGAAAACACGAAAGAAAACUCCAAUCUUUAACUCAGUUCAGCAGUGUUCACCUGUGGAUGGAUACCCUGGUUCUCAAUGUGGCAGGUCCAGAGACGAGACAAGACAAGACCGAGAGUCCUAGCCGAUGCAACCUGCCACAUAUUGUACUUUUACAGCAUCAUUCAGAGUAGCAACCCCCUUUCUCCUAAAGGUGUGAAAAGUGGUUGCCACAGAGAGCCACAAAGCCUUUGCGUGCCAGGACAGUGUGGAUACAAUCAACCGACAAAUGUUAUCUUAGGUAUGUCCUUCCACGCUACCCCCACACCUCCCAUUCUCCACACUGUUUCUAUUGCACCACCUUAACUAACCACACUACUAAACCAGGAAUAUCAUCUACAUUCUCGAACUUAACAGAUAUCUUCCCGGACACCAAUUAACUUCUUUAAAUGGAGAAUCUCCAUCGAACACGCUUCUUAGUCCAGGACUAGGCUUUAUCUGGGUCCAGGAAACUAGCCCCAAUCUCCCCCUCCACUUUAAGACAAUCUCAUGCUUUGCCCUCACUCGCUUUAACCUCCCCAUAACUCCGUCCUCCCCACAACAUAGCUGUCUUGCUCCCCUCUGAACAUCCAAUUGAACCCCAAGCAAAAGUAGCACUUAGAGAGGAAAGGAAAUCCCAGGAACAUGAAUGAUAUGUCGUCAUGAAGAAUGUAAAACUCAUAGAAAAUCUAUAUACAGUGUGUGCAAAUGUAGUAAGAUUAGGGAGGUAAGGCAAUAAAUAGGCCAUAGUGGCAAAAU
Messenger RNA from Oncorhynchus kisutch (coho salmon), 4915 nucleotides. Its product is annotated as thyroid hormone receptor alpha. Gene Ontology annotation, molecular function: RNA polymerase II cis-regulatory region sequence-specific DNA binding; zinc ion binding; nuclear receptor activity. Lineage: Eukaryota; Metazoa; Chordata; Actinopteri; Salmoniformes; Salmonidae. Gene Ontology annotation, cellular component: RNA polymerase II transcription regulator complex. The transcript is spliced from 10 exons. The record is from RefSeq and is a predicted model, not a curated record. Gene Ontology annotation, biological process: positive regulation of transcription by RNA polymerase II; negative regulation of transcription by RNA polymerase II; retinoic acid receptor signaling pathway. Bases 1004 to 2254 code for a protein of 416 amino acids.